AUGCGCUGUUUUGCGCUGAAGGGGCUGCAUGGCCGCAGACUGUGUCUGCGUGAGGUGGUGCGUCAGGCGUGUGUCGAGGAGCUGGACAAGUGGCAGCUGUCGACAGAAGGGGUGCCGCUGCUGUGUAAGCCCUUCGACUGGCAGCAGCUGGGAGGGGUGGAGGGACUGGCGACAGGGGGAGAGCGGUAUGUGCGUCUGCUGGAAGCUGGGAUGUAUCUGGGCAAGUAUCGCAAGUUUGUAGGCCGUAGGAGGCCGCAGAGAGCGAUUGCUAACAUCUUGCCCUCUGCCGGGCAGGGACGCUGA
Vitrella brassicaformis is the source of this 303-nucleotide messenger RNA. NCBI's taxonomy places the organism in Eukaryota, Vitrellaceae. The record is from the annotation of a GenBank genome assembly.